AUGGCAGCAGACAAUGAAUUAAAUUUAUGCUCAAUUUGCAGUAAACUUUCAGCUAAAUCAUUUUGCACCGGAUGUAAAAAAUACUUUUGUCGAAAAGAUUUCAAAGAACAUGAAGAACAAUUAUUGAUUAGAUUUGAUAAUGAAAUAGUCAGAUCUCAUGAUGAACUUCUUGAUUUAAUACAGAAAUUAGAAAAAUCAAAUUAUUUAUCAUUACAUGUUUUUGAUCAAAUUGAACAAUGGAAGAAAACAACAAUCAAUAAAGUGAAAAAAGCAGCAGAAAAAGUUCAACAUGAACUUAUUCAAUUAGCUGAAAAUUAA
Messenger RNA from Rotaria sp. Silwood1, 318 nucleotides. NCBI's taxonomy places the organism in Eukaryota, Metazoa, Rotifera, Eurotatoria, Philodinida, Philodinidae. The record is from the annotation of a GenBank genome assembly.